AAAAAUAGGGAAAGUUACCUAAUCACCCAUGGAUGUGAAAAUCCCACCGAAAAGAAAAACCCCAAUGUGUUCUUCAUAAUAACCCCUUCUCUCUCCUUCCUUCCUGUUCUCCCCUUCUGGCCAGGGUGGUCUCAGCUGUCUUUCCAUCUUUACUUUUUCUCUCAUUUGUUUGAAUCCCAGACAAAUUAUCCAGGUCAACUAAUUGAAGAUUGAAAACCUCCAUUAAUUUUUGGUUCAUAAAAGGAAGAUUAAAGGGAAUUUGUUAGAUCCCACUUAAUUUUACAACUUCUACCAUGAACAAUCUUCUUUCGGAUUCGUUUGAGAUUCCUCGCGAGGUAUCAUCUAGACGUGGUGACCUAGAGAUGGGGAAUCUCCAUAAUUCUGGAGAAUUGGGCUUGCAAAAUUUUUCUGAGAAGGUUCAAGAGGUAGAUAAACAAUAUGGGAAGAUCAAUGAACUCCUAAGGAAGCUUCAGGAUGCCCAUGAGGAGUCUAAGUCUGUUACAAAAGCUUCUGCUAUGAAAGCUAUUAAAAAGCGCAUGGAGAAAGAUGUAGAUGAAGUCCAAAAGGUUUCUCGGCUUAUAAAAUCAAAAAUUGAAGAGCUUGAUAGAGAUAAUUUAUCAAGCUUGCAGAAACCUGGAUGUGGAAAAGGAACAGCCAUUGAGCGGGCUAGGACAGCACAAACAGUUGCUCUAAAAAAGAAAUUGAGGGAUAAGAUGGCAGAGUUUCAGACUUUACGUGAGAAUAUUCAUCAUGAGUACCGGGAAGUCGUUGAACGACGUGUUUACACAGUAACGGGUCAAAGAGCUGACGAAGAGACAAUUGAGCGAUUGAUCGAGACUGGAGAUAGUGAACAAAUAUUUCAGAAAGCAAUACAAGAGCAAGGUCGUGGUCAGGUGAUGGACACACUUGCAGAAAUACAAGAGCGCCAUGAUGCUGUUAGAGAUGUCGAGAGGAAGCUUCUUGAGCUCCAACAGAUAUUUUUGGAUAUGGCGGUUUUGGUUGACGCUCAGGGAGAUUUGCUCGACAAUAUAGAGUCACAGGUUUCUAAUGCUGUAGAUCAUGUAAACUCGGGGAAUACUGCUUUGCAAAAGGCAAAGAGCCUACAGAGGAACUCACGUAAAUGGAUGUGCAUAGCAAUCAUAAUCCUUCUCAUCGUUGUCGUUAUUGUCGUAGUUGGGGUUCUAAAGCCAUGGCAAAACAAGAACGGCGCUUAAUCUACUUCUUUCGGUACAUUCUAUAUAUAUAACAAUUUUAUGUUCAUUUUUCAUCGUUGUCUUGUAAUCUCGUCUGGUUUUGCCCGUGUAAUUUUCUUUCGUUUUCUCGUUCGAAUACCUUGGCCGUGUAAUAUUGCUCUUGCCGAGUGUCGAUACUGCCAUCUUUUAUGUUGGACAGGCUUUAUAAAAUUCUUUGCUUGAUGAGUUAUCUGAGGAGCUAAGCAUAAUGUUCUUUC
This is a messenger RNA of Amaranthus tricolor (Joseph's coat), 1450 nucleotides long. Its product is annotated as syntaxin-132-like. Bases 294 to 1214 code for a protein of 306 amino acids. The record is from RefSeq and is a predicted model, not a curated record. Gene Ontology annotation, biological process: exocytosis; vesicle fusion; intracellular protein transport. Gene Ontology annotation, cellular component: endomembrane system; SNARE complex; plasma membrane. Gene Ontology annotation, molecular function: SNAP receptor activity; SNARE binding. The transcript has 13 exons. Lineage: Eukaryota; Viridiplantae; Streptophyta; Magnoliopsida; Caryophyllales; Amaranthaceae.